This is a messenger RNA of Eleginops maclovinus (Patagonian blennie), 751 nucleotides long. It is a transcript of the gene pglyrp5, whose product is annotated as peptidoglycan recognition protein 5. Gene Ontology annotation, molecular function: peptidoglycan binding; zinc ion binding; N-acetylmuramoyl-L-alanine amidase activity. The record is from RefSeq and is a predicted model, not a curated record. Bases 147 to 647 code for a protein of 166 amino acids. Lineage: Eukaryota; Metazoa; Chordata; Actinopteri; Perciformes; Eleginopidae. The transcript has 4 exons. Gene Ontology annotation, biological process: innate immune response; peptidoglycan catabolic process.
CCUGUCAGAUUAGUUGGUGGAAUUUAACAUUGGUAUUGGCAUUAAACAACAAGAAACAAGGAAGGUGUAUUUCCCCGGGACCACGCCUUCUGAGAGCGACUCAAUAUAAGGCAGAUGCACAGAGAGCUGAAUCAAUUGACUGAGAGAUGGCAACCACAGUGAACAUAGUGUCGAGGAAGCAGUGGGGAGCGGCUGCUCCGAAGAAGGUGGCGCAGAAGGUGUCCUCCGCUCAGAGAGUGAUUAUCCACCACACCGCCAACCCAAAGUGCCGCAGCCACAGCGAGUGUGUGAGCCGCGUCGCCAGCAUUCAGAGGGACCACAUGACGGCGAGAGAGUUCGAUGACAUCGGGUACAAUUUCCUUGUGGCAGCAGACGGGGCGGUGUUUGAGGGCCGUGGCUGGGGUGCAGUUGGUGCUCAUGCCAAAGGCAACAAUCAUGACUCACUUGGAGUUGCCUUCAUGGGAAACUUUACAAAUGAAUCACCGAGCUCUGAAGCGAUUUCUUCAGUCAAGCAGCUGCUGCAGUCCGGAGUGUCUCAGGGCUUCAUAAAGCCACAGUUCGUCCUGAUUGGACACAGAGAUGUGGGAGACACUGAAUGUCCCGGAGGGAAGCUUCACGCUGUGCUACAACAACUGAGGAGCACAUAAAGCUUUUUUUUUUCAAAGGUUUUAAGGGCAAAUCAGUUCCCUGGCUUCAAACAGACCUUGUUAAUGCUAUAAACUUGAUGAUUCAAAUAAAACAUUAACUCUUA